UGUUGUAUUAAAAGAAUUUUAAUUUAUUUUCAGGUACAUUCCUGUGAAACUAGCUUACAAAACCAUCGAGCCUGUCAGUGGUGCCGGAGAUAAAUCGCCGAUUAUUUUCUUACAUGGCGUUGUAACUUCCAAAGAAUAUUGGAGUAAUAUCCCUCAAACCGUUGCCAACGCUUCGAAACGGACGGUGUACCUGCUGGAUGCGAGAAAUCACGGUGACAGUGAGUGGUCGGAUGAAUUCAACUUCGAUAUAAAUUCUGACGAUUUGGUUCACUUCAUGGAUACAAUGAACAUUUCCAAAGCUGUUUUAUUGGGACACAAUAUGGGUGGAGUAACAGCAAUUAGGACAGCGCUUAAAAAGAAAGAGAGAGUUGAGAUGCUCAUAGCAGAAGAUACAUUAGUGAGGAAAUUUCCCCAACCUGUCUUGGAUAUGAUAAUCACGCAAUUAACAAUGGCACAACAAGCUGACGAGCAAAUGCCGUCAGAUGUAAGUGAAGAUGACGCCAAAAAAUUCAUCUUUGAAUUCAUUUACAGUCAUAUACCUGACGAAGUUAAAGCUGUAAUGAAAGAGCGUGACAUAGACGAGCAAAGACGCCUUGUUUCAUUGAGACGCAACCCGGAUGGUCGUUAUGGUUUCAGAUCCAAUCUCAAGGUUAUACUGAACGCACUGAAAAAUACAGAGACAUUAAUGACGGAGCCAACUGGCGUCUAUGAAGGACCAGCCUGCUUCAUUUAUGGAGAACAUUCCCCAUUUUCUGUUAAAAAGGAUGAACAAGAGAUAAGGCAAUUUUUCCCAAAGGCCGCAUUUGAAGCAAUCAAAGAUGCAUCUCAUGCAGUGCAUAUAGACUGCCCUCGUGAAUUCACAGAUGCAGUUUUGAAAUUCCUAUCAAGAGCGUGAAGUCGAAGUAUUUGUUGUGUAAAGGCCAGCAUUACCUUCUUUUUGUUUUCUGAAAGUAACUUAGAGAUGGUUGCAUGCUUUAUUUUUAAUGUAACAAAAUAUUUGAUGCAAUAUAAAAGGAAUUAUUAAAAUGUUUUCAAAAAAAUUUCUUUUCUGCUGUACAGCAGAAGUCUAUACAUAUAGAAAAUUACAGCGAAAAAUGAUUUACAUAAUUAUGAUACUCCAAAAAUUUUUAAAAACAAAAUGAUGUAAUAUUUUCGGUCCAUAAUGCCAACUUUUCCCUUCGCCGUUUUUUUUCGAAAAUUUUCAGAUAUCAUAUUUCAAAGAAAAUAUUCAUUUUGACCGAUCUUGAAUAUAUUUAAACGAUGUAACGACAUCUGUAAGUAUAGACAGAAUAAAGGACUAUUUUUUCCAAAACGGAUUGUAAAAUAGAUCUAAAAUGGAAUCAGAAGGGAUUUUUUUCGUGACGUCUGUACGUAUCUAUGCAUGUAUCUCGCAUAACUCAAAAACGAUUAGCCGUAGAACCUUGAAAUUUUGUAUAUAGGACUGCUAUAAUAUUUAGUCGUGUACACCCUUUUUCAGUUGCAAUCGGCCUAACCAAACACAUAUAAUUAUAAGUUAUAAAUAUAUAUAUACGAAUUCCCACCCUCUUAUCCAGCUAGGUGAGUUAAUUUUUUUUUAUUCUUAUAUGUUGGUAACUUGUGCAUUUUUGCUUUAAAAAUGAUUGGAUUAUUUUGUUCUUUUGUUCUGAUAAAGUUUUUCAUGUGUUCAGUUAAUCUGCAUGUAAUAGUUAUAGAAUUAUCAACAAUUUAAAAAUUUAAAUGAGGCUAGGCCUAACGAGGCUGCCAUUUGUUUACAUUUGAAACUUUUAGCAGAAUAAUGAAUUAAGUCAAGUUGGUGCACCAACUUGAAUGUCUUUUUGUUUAGUGGGGCCAAAAGUUAACUUCUAAUUUUGUACACCGAAAAAUUUGUCUUUCUGUCCGCUGGCCGAAUUGCUUAUUUUCCCCUAGAAACUCUAAUUUUAAUAGUAAAAAUUAUUUUUUAACUGUAUUUGGUGUUUUAGGUUUUUCUUUAUUUUAGACUUUUUAAUGAACAUGUUUUGAAUUUUUAUAUAUUUUUGCCUUGCCGCGACAACUAAAUUGAUGGAAUGAGAAAUAAAUCUGAUGAAACUCGAGGAAAUAAGUUUAACUGAAAUGCAGCAAAAAAUGUGUGCAAUUUUAUAUGUCGUACAAGGAAGUAAUGUGGGGUCCACAUUAGAUUCUUUUAAGACAAGAAUACCAGUAGUAGAGUAAAUAAGAUCGCUGAGCAUCCAUAGUUUCGUUCCAUUUUAGGUUGAUACACAGUGUUUCCUUUAAAAUAUUUUCUUCCCCUUCCGUGAAGACAUUUAUCCUAAGACCAUCGCAAACUACGACAUAGUCAAUUAACUUGUAACGUAUUUUAAGUUCUAUGAGUUAAAUGUUGCCAUUCUUUUCCUUUGAUUUACAACACAUAUAUUUGCUCAGAGUAGUAAGUUCUGCAAAUGUAAAGCCCACGCAAGAAGUUUAAAAUACUAGUCAUGUUCACUGCAAUGCAUGCCAUUGUGAGUUUUCUUGCUGUAGGUGACUGCAAUGCCGAUCUAACUAUGUAUAUUUGAAAAGGAUGUAAUGUUGAUCUGGAAUAUUGCAAGACAUCCGUGAGUUUUUGGCGUUAAGAAAACACCUUCCGCAGUUGGUUACAGAGCCAUAUGUCGCCAUAUGUCAUGUUUAAAGCCAUGUGUCGUGUUUAAUGAUUUCUAUAGUCUAUGUUACUUUACUGCUUACCGAAGUAUUUCAUGGUUUUUUUUUUCAUGCGUGAUGUAAAUAGCUGUAGCUUUCCUUAAAGAGCUUUUCACUAUAGCAUUCCUCAUAUUAAGCAGAUAGUCCUCUGUGCUUUAUCAAGUUCAUUUAAAACAAAUGAUAGAUUUAAAGACUUGCAUUCACUGUUAGUCAUUCUGCUAAAUUGAAUCAAAUGUAGAAAGUUGUAGUGACAUGCUUCAAUAUUUUGUGUUUGUGCAAAAAAUUAUUUUCGUUCUUUCCUUGCCUCUAUUCAUUGCAGACAAAAUUGUGUGUUCAGAAUUCGAAAACUAUGAAAAUUACUAUAAAAACAUUAUAUGACACCUGUAAAUAGUUGAAAAGCAGAUGUCGCACCAGAUUAAAAAUGAUUGUAGCAAUGUAAGAAAAAAUUUACCCUAUUAUCUCUGUUUUAAGUUCUGAAAUAAAUAAGUAAAUAAAUGUUGUGUAAUUUUUUUUUAAGAAAAUAAAAAAUAUAUGAAAAUGCU
This is a messenger RNA of Stegodyphus dumicola, 3191 nucleotides long. Its product is annotated as sn-1-specific diacylglycerol lipase ABHD11-like. Gene Ontology annotation, biological process: lipid metabolic process. Lineage: Eukaryota; Metazoa; Arthropoda; Arachnida; Araneae; Eresidae. Gene Ontology annotation, molecular function: carboxylic ester hydrolase activity. The record is from RefSeq and is a predicted model, not a curated record.